AUGCUGUUCAUCACGCCAACCUUCUUGUCUGGAAUAACGAUGGGUGUGUACGUGAUAGUUCGAAAGAAGAUCAUCAUCGUGGAGGUGUUUGCACUAGUCGCUAUGGUUAACAACAUUCGUGCUGCGCUCAAGCAGCUACUUUUGGCAAUCGGAGGGUCAUCCAAAGCUAAAAUCGCCUACGCUCGGAUCGAUGCGUUCCUCUCGACUAGUGAAGUGCUGGCUUCUUAG
Molecule: messenger RNA, 228 nt
Organism: Peronospora matthiolae
Lineage: Eukaryota; Oomycota; Peronosporomycetes; Peronosporales; Peronosporaceae
Source: the annotation of a GenBank genome assembly